AUGUACGGCGCCUCGCAGGUCCUCGCGCUCAGCGUGUCCGUCGUACUCUGUGCACUCGCCGUGCUCUACUCCGACUUCUUCUCAACACUCGUGCUGCCCACGCGUCCGUCGUCGCAUCUCAGCGUAGCUGAGCAGCACCAGCUCUUGGCCUCACUCGUUUUCUACUCGUCGAAAUCCCCCUCCUAUUGGACCAAUCCACAGCCACGAACUCCCCAACCCCUAACCACAACAAUCUCCACCCCGCCUCCCCGUAUCGCCUUUUGCUGCAGCGCUGACCUCGACGUCUCCGUUCCAGCUGUCGCCCUCAUGCACCAAGUCGAACUCCAGCAACACCAGCAGCAGCAUAAGACACAGCACGCGACCACGUCUCUGGCCUUACCGGUGCGCCAUCACGAGCGCAUCGACUCGCUCCAGGAGCUCCAAGAGAGUUUCGUCUUCUACUUUUCCUCAGGAGCUGCUGCUGAGCAGAGUGUGAACUCGUCCGCUGCGUUCCACGAGAUUGUGGCACUAGCUAAUGCCCUGCCAGACGUCCAGCGGAAAGUGGGCGGCAAUGCCGCGACUAUGGCUGCUCGAGCCUCGGCUGAAGGGUGCACUGUGCUCUUGGGCGCGGCUAUGGGCGUCCAAAUGAAGCAGCACUUUGAUGACCCGACGAUCCAACUUGUAGGGACCAUUGAGGGAGAGGGGAAAGAGGACGUGCACUUGGUGCUCGAGUACGGACGUGGUGACGCCUUUCGAGGCCAUGUGUCACCACGGGCGAAUCGCUAUUAUUUAAACCAUGACGUGCACAAUGCGCGGCUGUCGGUGCUUGAAGAGUUCGAGCGAGCGCUCGAGACGUUCGAGCCGGACUUGGUCGUCUUUGGCGGCUUGCAGCUCAUGGAAGUUGAGCAAGAUGUACGUGCACGGGUCCUGCGUCUUGAAGCACUGGCCGGGGUGUUGCAGAAUUUGUAUGCAGUUGACACACCCACGCAUUAUGAGUUUGCUGCGGUGUCGGACUUUGGGCUGUUUUCCGACACGGUGCGCUUGGUGCUGCCAUGGGUGGAUUCUAUCGGUCUGAAUGAGCAGGAGCUGUUUAUUCUGCACCACUUUUUAGUGACGGGGAAAGAAAGCACUGCGACAACGUCUCGACCGACGAUUGCUGAGAUUAGUGCACAGUUGCAUGGCAUUAUUCAGUUUGCAAAGGAUGCGAGAGAGACGGUUGAGGCAAGCAGACGGGGGAAGGAGGACGAUGGAAAGCACGAGGUGACGGUGGCGUUAGCGCAUUUGUCGCGGAUUCAUUUCCAUACGCUCCAGUUUCAUGUUGUAUGCCAGAGGAAGAAGGGUAUCUGGGAAGACCCGACUUCAGCAUUGGUGCAGAGCGCACUGAUUAGUUCCAAGGUGGCGUGUGGCAAGCCGCCGGUCCCAAGAAGUGGCAGUGCUUCUGAUGACGAGAACGAGGCCCAGUCGAUGCGUACUAGCGCUGAAAUGGAAGUGGACCCGGAACGGGUCGAGAUGCUGCUGGCUCGUGAGCAGCUAUUGAGCGAACGUCAGGAUCUCAAGGUCGACCUGGAUCCAUUGUCGCCGGUCAUUACGUGGCAAGAAGCUGACUUUCAAUGCCACCUGGUGCCAAUGCUAGCUUGUAAAAAGCCUGACUACACUGCUGGACUGGGCGACAAUAUCUCUGGUACGGGCAUCGCCUACCACCGCCUUCAAAAGACAAAGACCAAGGCUGGUGUCUUUGCUGAAUAG
Molecule: messenger RNA, 1725 nt
Organism: Peronospora matthiolae
Lineage: Eukaryota; Oomycota; Peronosporomycetes; Peronosporales; Peronosporaceae
Source: the annotation of a GenBank genome assembly